AUGAGAGAUCAACCUCUGACGCUACUUGACAUCAUGGAGAGAGACAUUCCACACACCGAAUUCGGGUGUAUGUCGGCAUGUCAUACCGCCGUCUGUGAUGAGAAGAGGCCAGACGAAGUCACUCAUCUCGCAGUUGGUCUCCGGUUUUCGGGGUUCAGGAACGUUGCUGGCAUGCUGUGGGAGGUCGACGAUGCUGUCGCCAAACAUGACGUCGAAGCUUUCUGCAAAUAUGUGUUCAAUCCGAAGGUUGGUGUCAUGGAGUGUACGAAGUAUGCACUCGACUGUGCUACACAUUUUGUGAAAUACAAAAGUGCCACUCGAACAGAAGAUGGUUUUCAUUCAUAUCGGUGUGUAGUUAUUUUAUGUCGUAUUCCUUUCAUCUCGCAGUGUAUCUUUACCAUACCUUCAUCGUGGUGA
Messenger RNA from Suillus fuscotomentosus, 417 nucleotides. RefSeq lists its product as uncharacterized. The transcript has a single exon. The record is from RefSeq and is a predicted model, not a curated record. NCBI's taxonomy places the organism in Eukaryota, Fungi, Basidiomycota, Agaricomycetes, Boletales, Suillaceae. Bases 1 to 417 code for a protein of 138 amino acids.